CUUGGACCCUCUGGCAAGGGCCAAUAUUAUUUUUGUUGUGUAGACCGCAGCCCUGUACGCACCUACCUGUAGGUUUGCUGGGAUAUCAAGCUUUAAGUCUGGACUUGGAUCAUCUUUUCCUCUAAAGCUUGGAGUUUGAGGCUUUUUGUCCAGGACAAACAGAUAGGCAGCAGGAAACUCUGGGAACAUAAAACAGGGCUCGUACCAGGAGUGGCCUGCAACAUGUCUGGAUCUAUACCGUUCUACCAGAAGCACCAUCGCCACUAUGACCGUGGCUACCGCAGCAAGGAGACAGAGUCUAAACUGAGCCAGUACCAGUCCAGCAGCAGAUAUACUGCUGGUAGCAGCACGUCCACCACCAGCAGGAGCAGGGGACUUAAAGUGUCUUCACAUUCUGGGCUGGAGGCGAGCAGACUGAGCCCUGUACCAAAGAGAGCCAAGCCAACUUACUUGGCUGUGGAUAGAGAGAACCAAAUCAUCGGCUAUGUAGUGCCUAUCUUCAGGGGCAGUGAAGAGUUUGCUACAGGAUAUUCGGGUACAGAGGAAGCAAGGGUGAGAGACACUGCUGCAUACAUGGCUCGCAGGGAUUUGUUCACCAGUGGGCUGGAGAUGGAGAGGUCAGAGCUGAUCUCCAGGAGGGAGGCCAUGCGCGAGUCGGCCGAACGCAUCUCUCUGAACAAAAGGAUCCAUGAACACGAGGAACACUUUAAGCGUAUGAACGAAGAUAGCCUGAUGCACCCCCCGGAGUUUGUGAUUAAACCACGCUCCCACACCGUGUGGGAGAAACAGUGCGUGCGGCUGCAUUGCACUGUCACUGGCUGGCCGGACCCACGGGUCGUCUGGUACAAAAACAAUGUGACAAUUGACCCUCUUGCCAACCCUGGCAAGUAUAAACUUGAGAGCAAAUACAGCGUGCACUCACUGGAGAUUAACAGAUGUGAUUUUGAUGACACGGCGCAGUAUCGUGUCUCUGCCAUGAACUCCAAGGGAGAGCUGUCUGCAUUUGCCUCCAUCGUCGUCAAGAGGUUCAAAGGUGAAGUUGAUGAGUACCUGCCAGCACCCAGGCAGGGCCCAGUCUCUGAGUAUGGCAUCAACUUCAAGACUCACAUUGUUGAUAAGUUCGGUGUUUCCUUUGGAAAAGAGGGUGAGACCAUGAGUCUGGGAUGCACGGUUGUCAUUUACCCUGCCCUGCACCGCUAUCAGCCGGAGGUCCAGUGGUACAGAGAUGGCAUGCUGCUGUCUCCUUCUAAAUGGCACCACAUGCACUGGAGUGGAGAUCGAGCCACACUGACGCUCACACACCUCAACAAGGAGGAUGAGGGGCUCUACACCCUGCGCGUCACCACCAAGUCUGGAUAUGAAACCUACUCAUCUUAUGUCUUUGUCAGAGACGCUGAUGCUGAGCUCGAAGGAGCUCCCGGUGCCCCUCUGGAUGUCCGUUGUCUGGAUGCCAAUAAGGAUUACAUUAUUGUCACCUGGAAGCAGCCAGCUGUUGAUGGUGGAAACUCUAUCUUGGGCUACUUUGUGGACAGAUGUGAGAUUGGAACUAACCACUGGAUCCAGUGCAACGACACUCCUGUUAAGUUUGCCCGUUUCCCCGUCACUGGCCUGGUGGAGGGCCGAUCCUACACCUUCCGUGUGCGUGCCGUCAACAAGAGUGGCAUGAGCCGCCCGUCUAGAGUCUCUGAGCCGGUGGCUGCCAUGGACCCGGCUGAUCGCGCCCGCAUGAGAGGUACCUCUGCUCCCUGGACUGGACAAAUCAUUGUCACAGAGGAGGAGCCUGCAGAGGGAAUCGUUCCUGGCAGACCUCUUGAGCUGCAGGUGACGGAGGCAACCAAGAACUAUGUGGUGCUGAGCUGGAAGCCACCUGGAGAGAAAGGCCUUGAGGGUGUCAUGUACUAUGUGGAAAAGUGUGUCUUGGGCACAGACAGCUGGCAGAGGGUGAACACAGAGAUCCCGGUCAAGUCUCCGCGUUUUGCUUUGUUUGAUCUCGCCGAGGGGAAAUCCUACAGCUUCCGCGUCCGCUGCUGCAACUCCGCCGGUGUUGGCGAACCAUCUGAAGCAACCGAGGCCACCACUGUUGGAGACAAGCUUGAUAUCCCAUCUGCCCCAGGAAAAGUUGUCCCAACCAGAAACACAGACACAUCAGUCGUUGUGUCUUGGGAAGCAUCCAAAGACGCCAAAGAGUUGGUGGGUUACUACAUCGAGGGGAGUAUUGUGGGCAGCAGUGUGUGGGAGCCAUGCAACAACAAGCCUGUAAAUGCCAGCAGGUUCAUCUGCCACGGUCUGAUAACAGGAGAGACUUACGUGUUCAGGGUGAGGGCAGUGAACGCAGCAGGGCUCAGCCAGUUCUCCCAGGAGUCUGAGCCUGUGGAGGUGAAGGCUGCUAUUGCCUCCCCUGCUCCACCCUAUGGCAUCACUGUCCUGGAGUGCGUGCGCGACGCCAUGGUGCUGGGCUGGAAACAGCCAAACUUCGUCGGUGGUGCUGACAUCAUAGGCUACUUUGUGGAUUACCGUGAGGUCAUCGAUGGCGUGCCAGGGAAUUGGCAUGAGGCAAACAUCAGGGCUGUCAGCGACAGGGCCUAUAGGGUGUCUGACCUGAAGGAGAACAAGAAGUACCAGUUCCAGGUGCGUGCAGCCAACAUAGCUGGCGUCGGCAUCCCGUCACUGCCCAGUGACACCUUCCUGUGCGAGGAGUGGACCAUUGCCGUGCCAGGACCUCCUCAUGACCUGCAGAUAAGAGAGGUGCGAAGCGACUCUCUGGUGCUCCUAUGGAAACCACCCAUUUACCAGGGUCGUGAUCCAGUCAACGGGUUCUACAUCGACAUCAAGGAGGCAGAAGCACCAGAGGAGGCGUGGAGAGGAGUGAACACUAAAGCUACAGAGAAGUUAUACUAUAAGAUUAAGAAUCUGAAGGAAGGCGAGACGUAUCUGUUCCGUGUGCGUGCUCAGAAUAAAGCCGGUGUUGGAAAAACCUCAGAUGUGACAGAGCCGGUCCCAGCUGUGACCAAACCAGGCACCAAAGAGAUAGUCGUGGAUGUUAAUGACGAUGGUAUCGUCUCCCUGAACUUCGAAUGCUGUGACAUGACCCCCGACUCCAAAUUCGUGUGGUCCAAGAGCUAUGAGGAAAUUACAGAGUCAUCCCGCAUGACCUUAGAGACCAAGGGAAACAAGUCCAAAGCAGUUUUCAGUGCCCUUGGGGAGGAGGACAUUGGCCUUUACUCAUGUUUUGUCACCCACACCGAUGGUGCUUCAGCUAGUUACAAUCUUUCUGCAGAAGAGUUGCAGAGGCUGCUGGUGAUCAGUCACGACCACAAAUUUCCCAUUAUUCCCCUGAAGUCAGAGUUGGCUGUGGAGAUGCAGGAGAAGGGUAGAGUUCGCUUUUGGCUGCAGGCGGAAAAGAUGUCAGCAAACGGCAAAGUUGAUUACGUCUUCAACGAUAAUCUUCUCUCUCAGGGGGAGAAAUACAAGAUGAACUUUGACAAGAACACCGGUGUGAUUGAGAUGUUCAUGGACUCAUUGACCCCCGCAGAUGAGGGCACCUUCACCUUCCAGUUGCAGGAUGGAAAAGCAACCAACCAGUCCAGUUUGGUACUGAUCGGAGACGUGUUCAAGGAGCUGCAGAAGGACUCAGAGUUCCAGAGGAAAGAAUGGUUCAGAAAGCAAGGUCCUCACUUUAUCGAGUAUUUGAGUUAUGAGGUGACACCAGAGUGCUGCGUUGUGCUGAAAUGCAAGGUUGGCAACAUGAAGAAGGAAACCUCAGCGCUGUGGUACAAAGAUGGACGCGAGAUCAAAGCAGACGAGCACCUCGGCUUCAGCGAGGGAGUGCUGAAACUGGAAAUCGCUCAGCGCGACUCCUGUGCAGACACAGCAGACUAUGUCGACAGCCUAAUCUGGAGAAGACUAAAAAUUUCCAAAAAGGACUCUGGUGUGUAUAAGGUUAUUCUGAAGGAUGACAGAGGAACGGACACUUCCACGUUGAAUCUGACAGAUCAAGGUUUCAAAGACUUGAUGAAUGAAGUUUUCAGUUAUAUCGCCAAUUCCUCCACUCCACUGAAGAUCACAAGCACAGAGCAUGGCAUCCGACUCUACACUUUUGUCAGCUACUAUAACGAUUUACUCCAAGUGACAUGGCACUACAAGGAUUCAGCCAUCGCCUUCUCUGACCGUAUAAAGAGUGGUGUGGUGGGAGAGCAGCUGUGGCUGCAGAUCACAGAGCCCACAGAGAAAGACAUGGGAAAGUAUGCCAUUGAGUUCAACGAUGGAAAAGGUGGCCUGAGGAGGACUGUUGAGCUGUCCGGUCAAGCAUUUGACGACGCUUUUGCAGAAUUCCAGAGACUCAAAGCUGCUGCUGUUGCAGAGAGAAAUCGUGCUCGAGUAGCAGGAGGCCUACCUGAUGUGGUCACUAUCCAGGAGGGCAAGGCCCUCAAUCUCACCUGCAACAUUUCGGGCGACCCCCUGCCAGAGGUCACCUGGCUGAAGAAUGACAAGGAGAUCACGUCCAACGACCACUGCAUCCUUAAGUUUGCAUCAGGCAAGUUUGCCAGCUUCACCAUCACCGCCGUGGACACAGUGGACUCUGGCAAGUACAGCAUCCUGGUGAAGAACAAGUACGGCACAGAGAGCGCGGACUUCACCGUAAGUGUCUUCAUCCCUGACGAGGCUGGCGGCAAGAAAAAAUAAAAGCGGUCCAAAUCUUGUCGUAAAUAUGUAUAAAUGGAAAAAUGCUGGAAACAGUUAAA
Messenger RNA from Larimichthys crocea (large yellow croaker), 4742 nucleotides. RefSeq names its product myomesin 1b (gene myom1b). Gene Ontology annotation, molecular function: protein binding. The transcript is spliced from 38 exons. The record is from RefSeq and is a predicted model, not a curated record. Gene Ontology annotation, biological process: sarcomere organization. The coding region runs from base 223 to 4683 and encodes 1486 amino acids. Gene Ontology annotation, cellular component: M band. NCBI's taxonomy places the organism in Eukaryota, Metazoa, Chordata, Actinopteri, Sciaenidae.